Messenger RNA from Prorocentrum cordatum, 480 nucleotides. The record is from the annotation of a GenBank genome assembly. NCBI's taxonomy places the organism in Eukaryota, Dinophyceae, Prorocentrales, Prorocentraceae.
AUGGGCGCGAAGACCUGCAAGACGGACUGCGGCUGCGACCAGGGCGACGCGGGCGACGACGUCCGCGUGCUGGCGCAGCCGGACGCCAAGGAGGUCGUCGACAUGACCUCCAUGCUUCCGCGCCGUCCGGCGAGGGCGCCGCCGGAGGCCGCCCCCGCCGGCGCCCGCUCCUCCAGCAGGCGGGAGCCCUUCGAGGUCACGAUCGUGAGGCAGGGGCAGCAGUGGCGGACGCUGGGGCUGGUCGUCAGCCCCGACGACGACCCGAAGUAUUUGGUCAUAGACGAUAUCUGGGAGCCCAGCCUCGUCGGCGAAUAUAACAAGCUCCAAAAGAGCAAGAAGUUCUUGAUCAGACCCCGGGACCUCAUCACCUCGGUCAACGGCAGCAUCUGCGACGGCGAGGGGAUGCUCAACCUCAUCCAGAGCACCACCAGGGGGGCGUGCCUCAAGCUGCGGGUCAGACCAGCCAACGGCGAGGGCUGA